Molecule: messenger RNA, 1339 nt
Organism: Python bivittatus (Burmese python)
Lineage: Eukaryota; Metazoa; Chordata; Lepidosauria; Squamata; Pythonidae
Source: RefSeq, a predicted model, not a curated record
GACAUCACUUUACCAGUGGCAGAUUUUUGAAACAUGGGAGUUUAAGAGUUAAGUCCCAGUUUUUCUUUCUGCCUCUUCUUUGCAGGCUCGUCGUAUUCUAGACAUUACUCCUGUGAAGGAACUUGUGAACCUGAAGUGGAACACAUAUGGGCGUCCUUAUUUCUAUUUCCUGGCUCUGUUUUAUGUCCUCUAUAUGAUCUGCUUCACGAUGUGCUGUGUUUAUAGACCACUGAAAAGUCGUCCAGACAAUCAGACGGGCGAGCGGGAUAACACCAUCCUUGUGCAGAAAACACUGCAGGAAUCAUAUCUGACAUAUGAGGAUCAACUCAGGCUGGUGGGGGAGUUAAUUACAGUGAUAGGAGCCAUGGCAAUUUUACUCCUAGAGAUUCCUGAUAUUCUAAGAGUUGGAGCCACAAAGUAUUUUGGACAAACUGUCCUGGGAGGACCUUUCCACAUAAUAAUCAUUACAUAUGCCUGUGUGAUCUUGAUAACCAUGGUAAUGCGACUGACAAGCACAGAAGGAGAAGUGGUCCCUAUGUCCUUUGCCCUGGUGCUGGGCUGGUGCAACAUCAUGUAUUUUGCACGAGGCUUCCAGAUGCUUGGGCCCUUCACCAUCAUGAUACAGAAGAUGAUAUUUGGUGACCUUAUACGUUUCUGUGGGCUAAUGGCUGUUGUGAUAUUUGGCUUUGCCUCAGCUUUCUACAUCAUCUUCCAGACAGAAAAUCCGAGCAAUUUGGGACAAUUCUACAAUUAUCCCAUGUCUCUCUUCAGUACCUUUGAGCUCUUCCUUACCAUCAUAGAUGGACCUGCCAACUAUGAUGUAGAUCUGCCAUUCAUGUUCAGUGUGGUGUAUGCUGCCUUUGCCAUCAUUGCUGCUUUGCUCAUGCUCAAUCUGCUCAUUGCCAUGAUGGGUGACACUCACUGGCGAGUAGCUAAUGAACGGGAUGAGCUUUGGCGAGCACAGGUUGUUGCUACUACAGUCAUGCUGGAACGGAAACUCCCGCGAUGUCUUUGGCCUCGGUCUGGUAUUUGUGGGCAAGAGUAUGGGCUAGGAGACAAGUGGUUUCUCAGGGUGGAAGAGCGUCUGGAUGCCAGCAAACAGAAGAUGUUACGCUAUGCAGAAGCAUUUAAAAACCAGGACAAGGAGGAUUUUGAUAGGUUUUCUGGGAAACUACACCUUGAACCGUUCCAAUUCAAGACAGAAGCAUCUCCAUCAGUCUCACGAAGCACUACUCUGAGUAGUUGCCACCGUGGUUGGCAAAUCCUGCGGCACAACACCUUCAGCCACCUUCGCGGGGAAGUGAAUCAUGCUUUGGAAGAAGAGGUCUACCAUGUCUGA